AAAUAAAUCAAAAAUAUUAUUUUCUGCUGCUUAGGCACACAAUUUUGUGCCGUGAAUUUCGAAUUUCUUACAAUUCUCGCGAAAAAUUUUUGGCGUCCUCAACUAAUUGGAAAAGUUCGCAAAAUGAGUGAUAUUCGGGCAUUCGUACAGAACAUGCAAAACGGUGGCAGCAAUGGUGCUGCUUCUUCAGCUGCUGGUGGCUCAAAGCCAUCGAAACAAGGCAACAUUGAAAAAAUGUAUCAAAAGAAAUCCCAACUUGAGCAUAUCUUGUUGCGUCCAGACAGUUACAUUGGAUCUGUUGAGCGCGUUACCGACACCAUGUGGGUAUGUGAACCACGGCCAAUUGAAGAAGGACAAGAAGCUUCUGCUCCUACCUAUAGACUUAAACAACGUGAAAUCACGUAUGUACCUGGUCUUUACAAGAUUUUUGAUGAAAUUCUUGUCAAUGCUGCCGAUAACAAACAACGUGAUCCUAAGAUGAGUCUUAUUCGUAUCGAUAUCAAUCAGGAAGAGAACAAGAUUGAAAUAAUGAACAAUGGCCAAGGAAUUCCCGUCGUUAUGCAUAAAGAAGAGAAAAUGUUUGUUCCAACAAUGAUCUUUGGACAUCUUUUGACAUCAUCGAAUUACAACGACGAAGAAGAGAAAGUGACCGGUGGUCGUAAUGGUUACGGUGCUAAAUUGUGCAACAUCUUCAGCUCAAAGUUCAUCGUUGAAACUGCUUCGAAAGAAUACAAGAAAAAGUUCAAGCAAGUUUGGAUGGAAAACAUGGGAAAAACUUCAGAACCGAAAAUCGAAGCUGUUUCCAGAGAUGAAUUCACAAAAAUAACUUUCUGGCCUGAUUUAUCAAAGUUUAAGAUGGAAAAGCUUGAAGACGACAUCGUGGCUCUCAUGAGACGUCGUGCUUACGAUGUUGCUGCAUCAACUCGUGGUGUGACUGUUUUCCUUAAUGGACAAAAGCUUCCCAUUAAGUCAUUCAAAGAUUACAUCGAUAUGUACGUAAAGGAAACUCAAGAUGAUGCAGGAAACCCGAUAAAAAUCUGCUAUGAAAGCAUCAGCGAUCGCUGGGAAGUCGCCGUAGCACUUUCUGAGAAAAACUUUCAACAAGUUUCAUUCGUCAAUUCCAUUGCAACAACGAAAGGCGGUCGUCAUGUUGAUUACAUUUCUGAUAUGAUUGUCAAGCAAGUGAUGGAAACAAUCAAGAAGAAGAACAAAGGCGGCGUCAACAUUAAACCGUUUCAAGUUAAGAACCAUAUGUGGGUGUUUAUUAAUUGUCUCAUCGUGAAUCCAACAUUUGAUUCGCAAACCAAGGAAAACAUGACAUUGCAAGCAAAGAGUUUCGGUUCAAAGUGUGCGUUAAGCGAUAAAUUCGUGAAUUCUGUUGUGAAGUCGGGCAUCAUUGAAAGUGUUUUAAGUUGGGCGAAAUUCAAAGCACAAACAGUGCUCGAGAAAACAAGUGGAUCGAAGAAAACGAAAUUGAAAGGAAUUCCAAAGCUGGAAGAUGCUAACAAUGCUGGAACAAGAAAUUCGAUGGAUUGCACAUUGAUUUUGACUGAGGGAGAUUCAGCAAAGUCUUUGGCAGUUUCAGGACUUGGUGUGGUUGGUCGUGACAAUUAUGGAGUGUUUCCAUUGCGUGGUAAACUUCUCAACGUUCGUGAAGCAACACACAAACAAAUUUUAGAGAAUGCUGAGAUUAACAACUUGAUAAAGAUUCUCGGCCUUCAAUACAAGAAGAAAUAUUUGACAAAUGAUGAUUUGAAGACAUUGCGAUAUGGAAAGUUGAUGAUCAUGACAGAUCAGGAUCAAGACGGUUCGCAUAUCAAAGGAUUGUUGAUUAAUUUCAUUCACACAAAUUGGCCGGAAUUGCUGCGAUUGGAAUUCAUGGAAGAAUUCAUCACGCCAAUUGUGAAGGCAACGAAGAAAGGACAAGAAUUGUCGUUCUUCUCUGUUCCUGAGUUUGAUGAAUGGAAGAAAGAUACCCCAAACAGCCACACAUUCAACAUCAAAUAUUACAAAGGUUUGGGAACAUCGACUUCGAAAGAAGCGAAAGAAUAUUUCCAGAACAUGGAUCGUCAUCGAAUUGUCUUCAAAUAUGGCAACGAAUCUGACGACGAUGCAAUUCUCAUGGCGUUCUCGAAGAAAUGUGUCGAUCAACGUAAAGAUUGGCUCACAAAGCACAUGGAAGAAUGCAAGCAUCGCAAACUUGUUGGACUUCCCGAACGAUAUUUGUACACGAAAGCAACAAAAUCCAUUUCAUACACUGACUUUGUCAAUCUUGAGCUUGUUCUCUUCUCAAACACUGACAACAUUCGUUCAAUUCCUUGCGUCGUUGAUGGCUUUAAACCUGGCCAAAGAAAAGUCAUCUUCACAUGUUUAAAACGAAAUGACAAACGUGAAGUGAAAGUCGCUCAAUUAGCUGGAAGUGUCGCUGAAAUGUCAGCUUAUCAUCAUGGUGAGACUUCGUUGUGUGGCACAAUCGUGAAUUUAGCACAAAACUAUGUUGGAAGCAACAACAUCAAUUUACUUCAACCGAAUGGUCAGUUUGGAACGAGAUUAUCUGGUGGCAAAGACAGCGCCAGUCCUCGUUACAUCUUCACAAUGCUUUCGCCAUUAGCACGUUUGAUUUUCCAUCCUCACGACGAUCCAUUGCUCAACUUCUUGGACGAAGACAAUCAACGCAUUGAACCCGAAUGGUACAUUCCAAUCAUUCCAAUGGUGUUAGUCAACGGUUGUGAAGGAAUCGGCACUGGUUGGAGUACAAAAAUUCCCAAUCACGAUCCACGUGACAUUGUCGCCAACUUGCGAUUGAUGAUGCAGGGAAAUGAUCCGAAACCGAUGAUGCCAUACUACAAGAACUUCCUGGGACGCAUCAUUACAGCUGGUGAUGGUCGUUAUGUGACUGUUGGUAAUGUUGCGUUGUUGGAAGGAAACAAAAUUGAGAUCAGCGAGUUGCCAAUCGGCACAUGGACGCAAACUUACAAGGAAAAUGUUCUUGAGACACUUUUACAUGGUGCUGAGAAGAUUAAACCCGUCAUUAGUGACUACAAGGAGCACAACACUGACACAACUGUUCGAUUUGUUGUCUCAUUCUUACCAGGAGAAUUCCAACGACUUCACAAAGAACCCGGCGGUUUUCACAGAGUUUUCAAGUUGACAUCAUCGAUUGCCAUCACUUCGAUGCAUUCAUUUGAUCAUGUCAAUUGUUUACGUAAAUAUGACACGACGACGAUGAUUUUGAAAGAAUUCUUCGAUCUUCGUUUGGAAUUUUAUGGUAAACGAAAGAAUCAUUUGGAAGGAAUGUUGCAAGCUGAAGCUGACAAAUUAUCGAAUCAAGCUCGCUUCAUUAUGGAGAAAUGUGAUCGGACUUUGGUUGUUGAGAAUAAGAAGCGUAAAGUGAUGAUUGAUGAGCUCAUCAAACGAGGCUAUGAUGCUGACCCAGUGAAAGAUUGGAAACGUCGUAUUAAGGCUGACGAUGCUGAAGAAGAAGGCGCUGCUGAUGAUGAGGAAGAAGAAGCUAAAGAAGAAGACGUCAAGCCUGGAAAAUCUUCGAAACAACCAAUCGAUCCAGAAAAAGCUUUCAAAAACCUUUCCGAUGUCAAGAAGUUUGAUUAUCUGUUGGGAAUGUCAAUGUGGAUGUUGACAGAAGAACGCAAAAACGAAUUGUUGAAACAACGCGAUAGUAAAUUGGCAGAACUUCAAACCGUCAAGAAGAAGACUCCGAAAAAUUUGUGGGUUGAAGAUUUAGAUGCGUUUGUUAAGAAAUUGGAUGAAGUUGAAAAGAAGGAAAGAUUGGAAGAAGAAAUGAUGGUCAAGAAACUUUCCAAAUCAACAAGUUCUUCAAGUGGAAAAGGCAGAAGCAUCAAAGUGAAGAAAGGAAUCGAUGAAACUAAACCAUCGCAGGAUGGCGAACAGAUCAACUUUAAAUUGUCAGCAGAAAUGCUUAAGAAAUAUGAAAAAGCGACUGCAACAUCGAAGGGAAUUAAGAAAGAGAAAGUUGUGAAGUCAGAAGGUGUCGAAGAGUUUGAUGAAUUUGAUGCUCUUGUUGCUGCUGGUGAAGGUGGCAUAAAAGAAGAAAAAGACAAGAAUCCACGUGCAAAGAAGGAACCUGGUGAAGUUAAACCGAAAAAGGAGAAAAAGUCGGCUGAUGGACUCAAACAAUCGAAAUUGGAUUUCAAGAAGAAAUCGAAAAAGAAAAUGGACAGCGAUGAUGACGAUGGAAGCGAUGUUAUGCUUGUUAAUGGCAGUGAUGAUGAGUUUGACGCUUUGGUGGCAUCGAAACCAGCAGCUCCACGUGAAAAGCCUGGUCGACGUGCAGCAACAAAAAAAAUUGAUUAUUCCUUCCUGAAUGAUGGAGAAAAAUCAAGCAGUGACUCAGAGCCUGAAAUGUUCGAUAAUGUCAUGGAGACAAGCGUUCGUCCUCAGCAAAUCAUUGACAGCGACUCAGACGAUGUUAAAUCACCUUCACCUGUACCAGAUGCAGUGAAGAAACCUGCACCAUCUAAACGGCCACUUGGCCCGAAAGCACCAGAAAAGGAAAAGACUCAGAAACGAAAAAUUGUCAGCUCAGAAAGUGAAUCGUCGCCAGUUAAGCGAAAGGUUGCCCCAAAAAAGAAGAAAAGAGUUGUUUCCAGUGACGAUGAAAGUGACAACGUUGAUGAUGAUUCAGAUUCUGAUUUCAAUGCAUAAACGCAAGUCAGAAACGUCUGCCAGCUUGAUAUUCAACAACAGUUGAGAACCCACAAACGACACUUAUUUAAAUAACAAUUUGUUUUUAUUUUCCAUCGUUUUCAUAUAUUUUAAGCUUCCAAGCAUCUUAAUAUUUUUCUAAAUUAUUUUUUAAGCUCUUCACAACUGUAGCUCAGUAGAAAUCUCAUGUAAGAUUAAUUUAAAAUAUUAAUAAAACAAAAAUUAUCGACUUGAUGUUUCUUUGAUACAACU
Molecule: messenger RNA, 4935 nt
Organism: Clunio marinus
Lineage: Eukaryota; Metazoa; Arthropoda; Insecta; Diptera; Chironomidae
Source: the annotation of a GenBank genome assembly